Molecule: messenger RNA, 3638 nt
Organism: Mastomys coucha (southern multimammate mouse)
Lineage: Eukaryota; Metazoa; Chordata; Mammalia; Rodentia; Muridae
Gene: Adsl
Product: adenylosuccinate lyase
Exons: 13
Coding region: 73-1527 (484 amino acids)
Biological process (GO): 'de novo' AMP biosynthetic process
Cellular component (GO): cytosol
Molecular function (GO): N6-(1,2-dicarboxyethyl)AMP AMP-lyase (fumarate-forming) activity; (S)-2-(5-amino-1-(5-phospho-D-ribosyl)imidazole-4-carboxamido) succinate lyase (fumarate-forming) activity
Source: RefSeq, a predicted model, not a curated record
GCCCCACGCACGCCAGGCUUCCGCUUUGGGCCCCGCUGCAGGUGUCCGGCGUGGCCCGGUCACUUGUCGGACAUGGCUGCUGCCGGCGAUCCUGCCUGUGCUGAAAGCUACCGUUCUCCGCUGGCGGCCCGCUACGCCAGCCGCGAGAUGUGUUUCUUGUUCAGCGACAGGAACAAGUUCCAGACGUGGCGGCAGCUGUGGCUGUGGCUGGCGGAGGCGGAGCAGAUGCUGGGUUUGCCUAUCACAGAUGAACAGAUCCAGGAGAUGAAGUCAAACCUGAGCAACAUUGACUUCCGGAUGGCAGCUGAGGAAGAGAAGUGCCUGCGGCAUGAUGUGAUGGCUCACGUGCACACAUUCGGUCACUGCUGUCCAAAAGCUGCGGCCAUAAUUCAUCUGGGUGCCACCUCCUGCUAUGUCGGAGACAAUACGGACCUGAUUAUUCUGAGAAAUGCCUUUGACCUGCUUUUGCCAAAGCUUGCUAGAGUGAUCUCGAGGCUUGCCGACUUUGCUAAGGAACGUGCUGAUCUGCCCACGUUAGGUUUCACACACUUUCAGCCUGCUCAGCUGACCACUGUUGGAAAACGCUGCUGCCUUUGGAUUCAGGAUCUCUGCAUGGAUCUCCAGAACUUGAAGCGUGUCCGGGAUGAGCUGCGCUUCCGAGGCGUGAAGGGCACCACUGGCACGCAGGCCAGCUUCCUGCAGCUCUUUGAGGGGGAUCACCAGAAGGUGGAGCAACUAGACAAGAUGGUGACAGAAAAGGCAGGGUUUAAAAGGGCUUUCAUCAUCACAGGGCAGACCUACACACGGAAGGUGGACAUCGAAGUGCUAUCUGUGCUGGCCAGCUUAGGGGCAUCAGUACACAAGAUUUGCACUGACAUACGUCUGCUGGCGAACCUGAAGGAGAUGGAAGAGCCCUUUGAGAAGCAGCAGAUCGGCUCCAGUGCGAUGCCAUACAAGCGGAACCCCAUGCGCUCCGAACGUUGCUGCAGCCUGGCCCGUCACCUGAUGGCCCUUACCAUGGACCCACUACAGACAGCUUCUGUGCAGUGGUUUGAACGCACUCUGGAUGACAGUGCCAACCGACGGAUCUGUUUGGCUGAAGCAUUUCUCACUGCAGAUACUAUACUAAAUACCCUACAGAACAUUUCUGAAGGAUUGGUGGUGUACCCCAAAGUAAUUGAACGGCGCAUUCGGCAAGAGCUUCCUUUCAUGGCCACAGAGAACAUCAUCAUGGCAAUGGUCAAAGCCGGGGGCAGCCGACAGGACUGUCAUGAGAAAAUUAGAGUGCUUUCCCAGCAGGCAGCUGCUGUGGUUAAGCAGGAAGGGGGUGACAAUGACCUUAUAGAGCGCAUCCGGGCAGACGCCUACUUCAGCCCCAUUCACUCACAGCUGGAGCAUCUGUUGGACCCCUCUUCUUUCACUGGCCGAGCACCCCAGCAGGUCCACAGAUUCCUGGAAGAGGAAGUGUACCCUCUGCUAAAGCCCUAUGGGAAUGAGAUGGCAGUGAAGGCGGAGUUGUGUCUGUAGAAGAGGAGGGAGCUGAGGAGAACCCGAUGAGCUUCUCAUGAUAGUGUUCAGAGUGAAUGCUGGCUUCUCCUUUACCUGCAUGUGGUGGUACACACUCAGGAGACAGACAUGGGCGGAUCUCAGAGUUCAAGGCUAGCCAGGGCUACACAGAGAAAUCCUUUCUCAAAAACCAAACAAACAAAAAGAGUGUACAUUAAAUUCUGUUGCUUGGGGUUCACAACAGAUAGUCAUGCAUUAUUGUUUUCUCCAGUCCUUGGUUGUUGAAACAGGGUCUCACUAUGUGUCUAUCAUUGGCUGACCUGGAACACAGAAAUCUGCCUCAUUUCCCCAGUGACAGGAUUAAAGGUGUGCCUCAUCAUGCCUGCCUCUUCUCAUUCAUUUUUUUACAGCAACAUAAUUUUGCAGAAUAAUGUAACUCAUACUUAUUUUCAAGACACCUCGAGUCUACCAUGUUUCCUCACUUAUAGUGAGAUUGUGUCACCAUAAACCUUUCAUAAGCUAAAAAAAUUAGUUCAGUUCACCUAUCAGACAUUGUUAUAUGCUCAUAACACUGACAGUAACUUUUGGUCAGAGAAGAUUGUCUAACAAACCCUAUUAGUAAGAUAGCCAAAUGCCUAGUGUUGACUGAGUCCUGUGCAGGCACACUCGGCCACACACUAGCUAGACUCUUCCUGUAGUCCUUUUCAAGUAUUUACUUGAUUGUAAAGUAGCAAGAAACUCCUGGUCCCCGUGGAAAUGGGGUUAAGUCAAAAGUCACCUGGAUCCUUGAUUUAGAUCAUCAGAUCCCUUGAUUUCAGUUCUUUUUGCCCAGGUUAAAUAAUGACAUUUGUAGCUCAGGAGCAGGAAAAAAUAGAUAUUGUUGGGUCCCUUCAGCUCAGGUUGUGCCUGUUCCAUCUUUUACAGAAGUUUGCUUCUCAGGACAAUGCUAACUGGGUAAACUGAUUGCAUUAUGGGGCCUCCCAGUCUCUUAGCCUUGUUAAGUAGAUUGGUAGCUAUUUAGACAAGCUAAUCAAAAGGUGAAUUAUGACCCGGCAGUUGGUGGCUCACGCCUUUUAUCCCAGAAUUGGGAGACAGAGACAGGUGGAUUUCUGAGUUCGAGGCCAGUCUGGUCUACAGAGUGAGUUCUAGGACAACCAGGGCUACACAGGGAAACCCUGUCUCAAAAACAAAAAAAAGGGGGGGGGGGUGAAUUACAAAAAGACCAGCAAGAAGGGAAACAUUCACUUUGCCUCAGGCUGUAUAUUUUGAUGUGGAUGAAGGGUUGCCAAGAUGGCUUAGCUAGUAAGGGUCUGUUGUGCUGGGGGACCCACAUAAAAGUGAAGGGGGCAAACACUCCACAAACUUGUUCUCUGAGCUCCACUAAUAAUAGUGAAAUGGUUUAAGUAAGAAAAGUUGUGGUAGCACACAAUUUUUAAUCUCAGCACUCAGGAGGCAGAAGCAGACAGGUCUCUCUUGAGUUUAAGGUCAACAUGUUCUAUACUGUGGGGCAGUGGACUGUGCCAGGAAUCUUGGUAAAGUUGAAUGGGUUCAGAAACACUGGUACCCUCAGACCUAAGGAUGGCACUUUACCUCCCUGUCAUGUGACCACGGCACCCCAUGGAGAGGACCCUAACAGUCAGUUAUGUAGGAACCCCGAAGCCCCUCCACGUGCAGAUCCCUAACAUCUCAGACCAAGCCAAUAGAAAGCAUCUGCUUUUGGAACCCCAACCCACCCCACCCUGUCCACAAGGAAUAAAGGCUUGGGAAUUGUUUCACCAAAGGUCAUCUGGGAGCAUCUGUCACAUAAGAGCUCUAACGCUGUUGGGAAUAGAGUUCUCUCCAAAGCUUUGACUGCUGGAGACUGCCUACCAUGGUCACUAAUGCUAGGUGGUCCCAACCUUUGCUCCUAGUCCCCCACCCCCACCCCCACCCCCUCUGAGGAGCAGCAGCCUUGGAAGAGCAACUCUGGCCACUCCUGUUGGGCCAGAGCUCUGUACAAGUCCAGUACAGCAUGACUCAGCAGCUGGGGUCACAUCUGACACUGGGCAUAUUUAAGAACAGUAUAAUUUGGAAAAAGUUUCUUGGUGAUGACUCAGUCCCAUGUACACAAUAAAGUUUAAGGCAUGACUACA